ACCUCUUAUUGAAAUAUGCAGUGCAGUGACAAAGACCAGCUGCAAACCUCUGAACAUAACGGACAGAAGUUCACUGACCUCAAAGGGAUGACGCUAGCAGCUUUCUUUACUCUGCUCCUCCUUACAGGUGGGAAUGCUUCAACUUCACAACCAAACCAACAGCUUGGGGAUUCUCCAGAAUCAUUUGAAAACUCUCAGGAAAUGUCAGGUGGAAAUGCCUCGGAUCUAUAUAACCAGACCUUUCUCCACACGGCUGGUGGAAAUGCUUCUGAUCCAGAUGACCAGAACAUGCUCUUAAUGCCUGGAAACAUUGAUAUUAGUGUAAUGGCACACCCAAGGCCAGAAAAUUUUCUUCAGAUCUUUGAAAAAGUACGAGAAAAUGAGGUUGAUGUCCCAGAGAACUGCAGUUCUCAAUCUGUUUUAGAGCACUUGAAUCUGACUCAGAACAGUGACAAGUACACUGUGGAGCGGCCUGUAAGACACUACAAUCAUUUGACAUGGGUGCUACUUGAGAUGAAGAUUUAUGCUAUUCUAGAUGUGAGAGAAACUGACCAGACAUUUAUCGCUUAUAUUUGGAUUUACUUGAGAUGGGACAAUGAGUUCCUCUGGUGGUACCCAGAACAUUUCUGUGGAAUUGAACAUAUCUUGGUCCCUACUAAAUUUUUGUGGAUGCCAGAUCUCACUAUUGUAGAGAAGACAGAGGCAGACAAAGCCUCUCCAAGCCCUUAUCUUAACAUCCGGAGCCAUGGCUGGGUUGAAUAUAGAAAUGACCAGGUGGUGGUCAGCACAUGCAAGAUGCAUGUUUAUAGAUUCCCAUUUGACAGACAGAGCUGCAACAUCUCUUUUAAGUCAAUUAUGUACUCAGAUGAAGAAAUUGAGUUAUUCUACAAUGCAAACAGUACAGAAAUCACAGAGUGGUCACGAAAAGUAAUGCGGACGCAGUACGAGUGGCUUUUUGACAGCAUGACAGUCACAAGGAUGACUGUCAACGAUUUUGGCUUCAAUCAAACAAUGAUCGUAUACACAAUAAACAUGAAGAGGAGAGCUGUCCUGUAUACUGCAAACUUCUUGCUGCCUGUUAUUUUCUUUUUUUGUCUGGACUUUGCCUCCUUGCUGAUGUCAGAUACCAGUGGUGAGAAGAUUGGCUUCAAAGUCACCAUAAUGCUUGCAGUGACUGUGAUGCAGCUUAUUCUCAACGAUAUUCUUCCAUCUUCCUCUGAUAGGAUUCCUCUAAUAGCGGUUUACUGCAUUGGGACUUUUGCUCUAAUGCUGCUCAGCCUCUUGGAAACAAUUUUGGUGAUUUAUCUGAUUGAUAAAGAUGCAUCCCAGGUUGCUGAAAUGGAAAAGACAAAAUGGCAGGUUGAAGACCAACAGGAGAAACUGACUGACUUUCAAACCUGCUUUAUAGGGAUCCAGAAAUGUAGUAACUGUACAUCUGCAAAGAAAACAUCUUUUUAUUGUUCACCAGUUACUGAAAAAGAGGGUGGCAGGGGUGAAAAUACUGAAGUGUCCCUUGCACUAGAAAAGAUGUCAGACGACCUCGGAGAGAUCAAGAAAUCAAUAACUCUUCUCAGUGGCAGACAGGAAGAUGCAAAGCCUGGCUACUGGACCAGAAUUGCUAACAAAAUAAAUAAAGCUUUUGCGAUUUUUUAUUUCACAGCAGCAACCCUGUUUUUAGGGAUAGUUUUUACAAUGUGGUUUAAAGAAGAUGCCUAGUAUAUAUAACAGUAUAUAUGUUGUGUUUAACCUGUGUAUUAAUGCUCGACAUUAAAAUAUUGAUUCUGCUUAUUUUGUUAAUUUAAAAGGCUUCAAAAAAAAACAAACCACUGGACUUUGUUUUCCAAGUUUGAAGGCGUUUCAAUUCCCAUCCAGGAAGCUUUUUCAAUUCAAAAUGUCUGAAAUAGCGUUGAGUUCCAACCUUUAUAGAUUAGCCCAACAAAGCCUUGUUUUGGCUUAGAAACAUCCUAAUUGAACCGAAAGAACAGGUCCGCCCCUUAGCAUAGGGGAGUGGUUGAGGACUUUCUUAGCCUGCAAUACCCGACACUGGCCUAUACCUCUGAAAAGGGG
Cyprinodon tularosa is the source of this 2067-nucleotide messenger RNA. Its product is annotated as 5-hydroxytryptamine receptor 3C-like. The record is from RefSeq and is a predicted model, not a curated record. Gene Ontology annotation, cellular component: membrane; synapse; neuron projection. The transcript has 15 exons. Gene Ontology annotation, molecular function: extracellular ligand-gated monoatomic ion channel activity; transmembrane signaling receptor activity; neurotransmitter receptor activity. NCBI's taxonomy places the organism in Eukaryota, Metazoa, Chordata, Actinopteri, Cyprinodontiformes, Cyprinodontidae. Gene Ontology annotation, biological process: regulation of membrane potential; chemical synaptic transmission; nervous system process. The coding region runs from base 16 to 1716 and encodes 566 amino acids.